CUCUGCCUAGUGGUUUAGUGUUUCCUCUGACAGAUUGAGCCCAGCAAGGUAGUUCUCUUGAGGCUGUCCAACAGAACUGGUUCCCCCGGUCAUGCAUGCCUUCCUGCCGCAGCGUGGAAGAAACAGUCUACUGUUGAAAGCCUGAGGGAGGGGGGACUAAUAAGUCUUUAAGAUCCAGCCCCCACAUUCCUAACCUCUCUCUGGACUAUAAAACACAGAGCCCCAAGAGUUCAGCUCCUCCUCUACCUUCUACUCCUCCCUCUGUGUUUGUUUUGUGGCCCUUUUUUUUUUUUUUACUUCAGAGUAGAGGAGCAGGCUGACAGGGACGUACCAUUCUUCAACCACAGGGGAAGUCAUCAAAGCAGCCGUGAGUUUUAGGGCUUACAGCUCACUUCCUCCACCCCCACUGCAGUUUUUGCCUGUGAGCUGUUCCGAGGUGGAGCCGGGAGGAUGGAGGAGGUUCAGAGGAGAAGAGAGAGAGAGAGAGAGAGUCAGCAAGGCAUUUGAGAAACCAGCUGAUCAGAGCUGAGGUAUUCUGCCACGGAGGGACUUGUCAGCGUGUCUGGAAAUUUCUAACAGGUGAAGACGGAAAAGCAGGGUUGAAAAAAGAGAAAGAGAGAGAUGUCUCCUCUUCAUGUGAAUCUGGGAACUCAUGGAGAGCUGUGAGAGGGGUGGAAAUCUGAAGAAGAGAGUGAGAGGUGUACUGGAAGCCAAGCCCUGGUUACUGGUGAGUCAGCUGGAGGCUGGAGAACUUCGUCGAAUAAGGAGCAAUGUCUUGGCUGUCUCCGGUGUCAUGGGCCAAAUGGACGUGGACGGCGGUGCGAGGGGGAGAGGAGGAUGGAGAAGGGCAGGAGGCCAACGAGGAAAGGGAGCAGUGGCGAAGGAGAGAAGAGGAAGAGGAGGAGGAGAGAUCUCACGGCAGCAGCUCGGACUCCGAGGGUCAUUUUGACACCCCUGAAGCAGCGACUCCCGUCCGCGCCCCUCAACCCGUCCCAGGAGAGCUGGAGAACAACAACACCAAUGCAGGCAAAGCAGAUUUGGAGCAGGAGGAGAACCUGAUAGUGCCUGUUCCUGUCAGGGAUCCAGAACCUGCACUGGGCCACAACAUGGGUCAGGAUGAGCCUGCCGUCCCUGUGGGAGAUCAGCUCGAAAUAAAUGACCAAGACCAAGCAGAGCAGCCCUCGGAAAACUUGGAUUCUUUUCCCGGUCCUGAUUCAGCCUCACUGAAGGAAGAAACUCGAAGCACAGCUCUCCUUUCUGAGCCAUUUGAAGAGACAAACUUCCUCCAUGAAGCAUACCCAGUCGCAGAUCUGGCCCCAGUUCCAGAUACUACUUUUAUUCCAGAACCAGACUUUGUUCCAAGCAAUGAACCUUCAGUUCAGAAUCAUACUUUUGUCCCUCAACCUGACUCAGUACCAAGCAGUGAAAGCAGUGAAACUGCAGCAUCGAGUGCUUCACAGCCUCCAGAGGAGAAACCUGUUGCUGAUCUAGAGGAACAUCACAGCAAUCUCCCCAGCCUUGCAGAACCUACUCAAAAGACAAAAACUAGCAAGUCCAAGCCUCCAUCCUUCAAAAUAAAGGCUCCAGUAAGUCCUCCUCCUCAUACAGAUGAGGAACAAGAACUCCCUGUUCCCAAGGCUGCAUAUAACUUUGACCUUGACCAACUGGAUGACAGCUUCAACCCUUUCACCAGUGGCGGAUCCAAAAUCCAGAACUCUCCUCCACCGUGUGGUUCAAGGUCUCCCCCCAGGCUUCAACAACUUGGGAGCUCGUCAUCUGCUUGUGAGUCCACCAAAAAUGCUCAAGGAGACUCAGAAAUUAUAGAUCAGUCUUUAGAGGCAAAGCCUGUGGUGCUGGAGUUUGGUCUAGGUGAAGGAACGGUCAGAAAGCCCCCUCCAAAGAAAUUAGGAGGGAAAAGGGCAACCAGCAAGACUGCUGCAAAGAAGCAGAAACCAAAAGACUCAGAGACUUUUUGCGAACCAGCACCAGAAGCGACGCAUCCUGAACCGGUGUUAGAAACGGCACCAGAAUCGCUUCCCCAAUCUGUUUCCGAGCCUGUUUUAGAACCACUUUCAGAACCCGUAACUACAGACUCCUCUGCACCUCUGAAUCUGGAUGAUGUUCCUAUUCCCAAAACUGGAACUUACAACUUUGACCCCAGUCAAUGGGACGACCCAAACUUCAAUCCAUUUGGUAGCAACAGCAAAGUGAGCAGCUCUCCUGUGCUGCCAAAGGGCUCAUACAGCUUUGACCCAGACAACUUCGACGACUCCACAGACCCUUUUAAAGCAUCAAAAUCCCUGAACAACGAGGAUUUGUCCAGCAGCACCUCCCAACCUGAGACAAAGGUAAAAGACCAAUGCAAACAGAAGGCAAGGCAGACCCCCGGGGAGAAGAAAGCAAAGCAGCUUCCAAAGAAAAACAAAGAGAGAGCAUCCACGACAUCUGAGCAAGUCAAGUUUCUCUGUUUUCUGUUGAAUUCCUGUAAAGUCCAGAAAUAUGAUGAAAGCGAGUCGCUCGUCCUCGACGUUUGUAGUCAGGGCGAAGACGAAGUGGUGGUUCAAACCCCAGAGAUCACUCAGCGGGUUCAUCACGCCACAGACGAGGAAAAACUGGCCUCCACCGGCCUGAUUGGCCAGACGGCCGACAGUCAGGAAGAGAGAGAGGAGCAGGAAUGCAAAAAAGCAACUGUGAAGAAACAGCCGUCCAGCGAUUUACCUGCUGUCGAUCAGAUCAAGAUUACAGAUCAUCUGCCAGAGAAGGACACCUUCAGCGAGAAAGAUGAUAUCACUGAUAUAUCAGUGCACCAGACUGAAAAACUGAGCAGCCGUGACGACCCAGACCCAGAAGCCCUAUCGCAAGACGGCGUCCCUCUGACCGAAAUGGACAAAGCUGCGGUGCUGACCCUGAUCAGAGAGGAGAUCAUCACUAAAGAGAUUGAGGUCAGCGAGUGGAAACAAAAAUAUGAGGAGAGCAGAGCGGAGGUUAUGGAAAUGAGAAAAAUAGUUGCAGAAUAUGAAAAAACUGUUGCCCAGAUGAUUGAGGAUCAGCAGCAGAACAAGAGCCUCUCCUCCAGUAAGUCGGUCAGGCAGCUGACGUUGGAGCGCGAUCAGGCCGUGGCCGACCUAAACUCUGUGGAGAGAUCCUUUGCAGAUCUCUUCAGGAGGUAUGAGAACAUGAAGGGAGUCCUGGAGGGCUUCAAGAAGAAUGAGGAGGUGUUGAAGAAGUGUGCGCAAGAUUACCUACUUCGUAUCAAGCAGGAGGAGCAGCGAUAUCAAACGUUAAAACUGCACGCUGAGGAGAAACUGGACAAGGCCAAUGAGGAGAUAGCCCAGGUGCGCGCAAAGGCUGACACAGAGAGCGUGGCGCUGAAUGCGAGCCUGAGGAAGGAGCAAAUGAGGGUGGAGUCCCUUGAAAGAGCUGUCCUUCAAAAGAAUCAAGAAAUUGAGGAACUGACCAAGAUCUGCGACGAGCUGAUCGCCAAGCUGGGAACAGAAUGAAAGACGUUCAGUUCAUCAGCUCCCAUCACUUCAUCAGUUCCCAUCUGCUCAAACUCUUACAGCAGCAUGUGAUAUAAAUCCUCCAUACCAGCACAAUUCAGCACAUGUUUGUUGCAAAAGCUAUGAGAUAUCACCAGGUGUCUAUCAUUUUCACCAUUAUAAUUACCAAAUGUUUGAAGAAUAAGUAUCAUCCUAAGAUGUAAAGAUUUGUUGUUGAUUGUUUGUGCAUUGCUGUUUUGUUUUUGUUUUUUAUCCAAGAAUUUCCAUAGUUUUUUACUGCAUGUGUUCAGGAACUGAGGGAGAGGACGACACAGUUCCUUCUUCGUUCCAGCACACUUUCAUUUGAAUGACCUCUGUUUGAAGGCUGCAGAAAACAUAUUUAUACUGAGUGCCUGAACUGAUUGAAUUUUAUUAUUUUCUCUGUAGAAUUCUUACUGCCUUUUCUUUUGAUGUUGUUCAUAAAAAUAUAUAUAUAUUCGGACUUUGCUACAUUGGCCAAAAUGUUUUCUCUGAUUUCUGAGUGUAGAGCAUUUCUUUGAUUUGAUCAUAUUCUCAUUAUGCAGUAAUUGUACCCAUGUGCCAUAUUGCCUUUUUUAAUUCCUAAACUUUCCUGCAUGAGAAAAAAAAUCUCCCAUUUUUUUCUGGUUUUCUGUGAGUCGAGAUGUUUCUGAUGUGACUCCUUUUCAGUUCAAGGAUAAACCUUAAUUUUCUCAUUUCAAGCCGUUGCCAACUUGUACUGUAUGCAGUAUAAUUCCUGUAUGAUCAGUAUAUUUUGAACUUGAAUGCAUUUGCAGUGGUAUGGCUUUCCCUGUGCUUCAUAAGGUGUUGAAGACCUGUAUUGUAGGGAGCAGAUGUUUACCUUUACUCUCAUGAAAAAAAAAACAUCCAGCUAAUUUUGCGGUCAAAACUGUUGUAUUUGGCCUUGGUGUAUCACAAACUUCAACAGAUUUUGUAUGAAAAUCUUUUGCUUCUGCACAAUCAGAUGCCAAAUAUCACAGUGAUCCGAAACGGACUUUGGCGUGGCUCCACGUCCUGUCGUGAUGUCGUACUCAGUUGAAGCUGCUUUUCGAAGGAAGUUCAUUGUUGUGGUAAAAUCUGUAUAUUUUAUACUUAAUGGAAAGAACAUUCAGAGUUACGUCUCUAAUAUUUGUAAAUGUAAGAACGGAGUAUGUCCUGAUUAUAUGUUAACUGUUAUAUUUUGUGGAUUCCUGAAUAAAUGGAUAAGAUUUAAUAAUAUAUCAAUACUUUUUAAACGGGACUGCUGGGAAUUUGAAAGUGAGGUUCUGCGGAAAGGUUAAAGACGGUUGAGGAAAUAUCGCACGGAAUCUUCAUUCAGAAUAAAUCUAGAUUAGUUUGAUCUAGAAACUGCAACGAGCAGAUAGUCCAAGCUGUUCGGCGUAUAAAAGGCCAUCAGUGUAUUAAACUAUGUGAUAAAAACAGCGACGCGUAGGCAAAAAGAAUCAUUCAUUCAAAAAUGAACCGAAUGCUAAAUCUUUGGGGUUUUUGCUGUUUUUCCUCAGUCACAUGUAAACCCUAAGGUGAUGAUGGUCUAAACACAACAUCCUAUCUAAAUCUUUUUUAUACCAACAUGGUGAAUACGCUUUGUGUAAUUUCAGAAAACCAGUGUGGUUGAGUAAUCUUUAUGAGUUUGGCUUUUGCUGCUGGGUGUUUAGUCUGCUUCAGUGUUUCCUAGUUCUGCAGGAGCUUGGCUGAAACACAAACUCUUUUUUGUUGUUGUUGUUGCUUUUCUAGUCUCAAUCAUUGAAAGCUAGAAAUGUGAUGGAAAAAGUGGUACAUUAUGGGCUUAGGAAAAGAUCCACACACUUUUGAAGACAUUUCUAAUAAACAAUCUCUAAACUGUAGAGCGUGCUGAACAUGCCUACAUUGUGCCUCUUGGGUUCUGUUGACUUUUACUGAAACAUGUAAUUUACCGCAGCAGCCACUAAAUGUGAGAACAAACUCAGUAUUUGCAUGCAAUUACUUCUACAAAAGGCUGAAAAUAAAAGUGUAUGUUUGACAUGCUCCUGCAUGCAAACGUGUGAUUAAAACAGUUUUAUGAUUA
Molecule: messenger RNA, 5562 nt
Organism: Poeciliopsis prolifica (blackstripe livebearer)
Lineage: Eukaryota; Metazoa; Chordata; Actinopteri; Cyprinodontiformes; Poeciliidae
Product: transforming acidic coiled-coil-containing protein 1-like
Exons: 14
Coding region: 771-3500 (909 amino acids)
Biological process (GO): cell population proliferation; mitotic spindle organization; cerebral cortex development
Cellular component (GO): cytoplasm
Source: RefSeq, a predicted model, not a curated record